Molecule: messenger RNA, 5391 nt
Organism: Lecanosticta acicola
Lineage: Eukaryota; Fungi; Ascomycota; Dothideomycetes; Mycosphaerellales; Mycosphaerellaceae
Source: the annotation of a GenBank genome assembly
AUGGCAGCCACAAAGCGGAAGGCCGUCACGGACGACCGGCCUAGCAAAAAGGUGAAAGAGAGCGGCAAGGAGCCUUCCGGAGACAACAAGUCAACUGGGGACAAGAAGGCGAAGAAGUCGCAAGAGGCGGAUGCACAACCAAAGGCCUUGAAAAGCAUUCUACAGCAGGAGGAGCGUGCUUUCCCCAGAGGAGGUGGCAGUGUCUUGACGCCUUUGGAACACAAGCAGAUCAAACUUCAAGCUGAGAACGAUGCUUUAUUGGAAGAGCAAGGCGGAGAGGCGAAAGCCACGGAAGACGACGGUGAGCUAUUCGACGAUGACGCGGCUGCGCAAGUGAAGAGGGAAAAGAAACGCGACUCAAAGUCCGGCAGGGAGAGUUCGAAGAAGACACUAGCUCCAAGCCCACGUGUUCCGGGAUUGAGCUACAAGAGUUUAGUUGUUGGAAGCACUGUGCUGGGUCGAGUGACUGCAAUCACUGGACGGGAUAUCGCUCUGGCAUUACCGAAUAAUCUCACAGGCUACGUGCCACUCACGGCGAUUUCGGAUCGACUGAAUGCACGAAUCGAGAAACUCCUGGGCGAUGACAACGAAGACGAAGCAGAAGAUGACGAGGAUAUCGAUCUCAAGCAGAUCUUCUAUAUUGGGCAGUGGCUGCGAGCCGUUGUCGCCUCCAUGGGUACGGAUUCCCCCGAGACCGGCGGGAAGAGCAAGAAGCACAUCGAGUUGUCCUUGGUUCCUGGUGCGGUCAACGGGGGCCUACCCGAUGACAGCUUUGUCACAAAUUCCACAAUCCAAGCAGCUAUCCGCAGCAUCGAGGACCAUGGUAUCAUUAUGGACCUCGGGCUCGCGGAUGACAGCGUCAAGGGCUUCAUCAGCAAGAAGGAGCUUAGUCCGGCGUACAACUUGGAUCAGAUGCACGAGGGACAGGUGCUGCUUUGCUUGGUGACAGGUAAAGGUGGAAAGGUCCUGAAGCUCUCGCCUGAUCCGAACAAAUUUACAGUGACGGCUCCUGGUAUCAAACCGCCGAGUGUCAGCGACAUGCCUUCUGUGGAUGCUUUCCUCCCCGGAACUGCCGUGGACGUGCUCGUCACAGACAACGGUCGUGGUCUAGUCGGCAAGGUCAUGGGAAUGCUUGAUUUAGGUGCGGAUGUGGUACAUUCUGGCGCAUUUGAUGGAGAAGAUCUCAGCAAGAAGUUCAAAAUUGGAUCGAAGGUGAAAGCUCGCAUCACAUAUGCAAUCCCGCAGGACGAUGGUAGUCGUCGGGUGGGCGUGUCCGUGUUGCCUCACUUGUUGGCAAUGCUACCGCCGCAUUCCAAAUUGCCAUCAAAUGCCACGGCCAAGCUGAAGUCAGAAGUUGCUGAACUCGAGCAAAAGCUGCCGCAAUCAACGAUAAUCGAAGACGCGAAGGUAGUUCGAGUACUCUCGGAUCGAGGCUUGUUUCUAGAGUUUCCGGAGGCGCAGAAGGCUUUUGCUCACAUCUCCCAAAUAUCCGACGAGCGCAUUGACACGAUCUCCGGCAGCGGACCUUACAAAGUGGACUCUACCCACAAAGUUCGGGUCUUGGGAUACAGUGCCGUUGACAACCUGUAUUAUGUGGCGCUGAAACAGUCGAUUCUUGACCAGGCUUUCCUCGGUCUAGAGGACCUCACUGUUGGCGAGAAGGUGACAGGCACUAUUGAAAAGUUGAUGCUAGGCGGUGCAGCCGGUAUCAAGGGUUUGUUGGUAAAACUGAGUGAAAGUAUAACUGGCCUUGUUCCAGAAGUGCACCUCAGCGAUACCCAACUCAGUCACCCUGAACGGAAAUUCAGAGAAGGCGUUUCUGUCAGAGCUAGGAUUCUCUCCGUAGACCUGGAGAAGAGACAGCUGCGCCUCACUCUGAAGAAAUCUCUGGUCGAGGAUGAUGCGCCUGUCUGGAAAGAUCAUUCGAUUCUUAAGCCUGACAUGGAGGGCAAAGGCACGAUUGUCAAUUUGUUGGCAAAUGGCGCCUCAGUACAAUUCUACGGCUUGGUACGAGCGUGGCUACCUGUUGCUGAGAUGAGCGACACGUUUGUCGCAAAGCCAGAUCAGCAUUUCCAUCUUGGCCAGACCAUCAAAACGAGGAUUGUUUCUGUGAAUCCGGAGACUGGCGAUAUGAAAGUUAGCUGCAAAGACGCUGGUACAAUGACAACAGAGCAAAAGCAGGUUUGGGACGACAUCAAUGGUGGCCUGCUUGUUGAGGGUGUUGUUUCCGAAAAGACAGAGCAAAGUAUCUCUGUCAACGUCUCCACCGCAGCUGGACUCGAUCUCAAAGGCGCAAUUCGUAUCGGGCAUCUUCUGGACGGGUCGCAUUCGAAGGCGCAAAAAGAGCUCAAGCGACUUCGCAUCGGUCAAAAGCUCUCUAACCUUAUCGUACUGGAUAAACAUGUUCGAAGUCAGACACUCAUUCUGAGCAAGAAAGACAGUCUGAUUUCUGAAGCGAAAGCCGGAGCUCUUAUCGUGUCCUUUGCAGAUGCGAAGAAGGGCAAGAAGACGCAUGGCUUUGUUAGGAACAUCACGCCAGAUGGAGUCUAUGUCGAAUUUGCCAACGGGAUAGUCGGGCUUAUGCCGAAGAAUCAAAUAGCACCGGACCAGCUCGGACUGCCUGAAUUUGGCCUGCGUAAAGACCAGACUGUCCAUCUUUGGAUAUCACAUCUUGAUCCUAGCCAAGAGCGAUUCGUGUUGACUAUGAGAGAGAAGAGCGCGGAGAGGGAGAACGAAGCAAGCCUCAAGCCCACGACUGAGGUUCCACGCACGAUUGGAGUACGACCGGGUCAGGUCUUGCAAGCUCGAAUUGCCUCUGUCAAGGCCACACAGGUCAAUGUCCGCCUGAGCGAUGACAUUCAGGGUCGUGUUGAUGUGAGUGAGGCGUUUGACUCCUGGGAAGACAUUGUCAAUAAAGCGGCGCCGCUCCAGAAGUUUAAACCAGGCGAUGAGAUCAAAGUCAAGGUUCUCGGCAUCCACGACGCACGAAACCAUCGAUUCUUGCCCAUCAGUCAUCGCCAAGGCAAGGCUCCCGUCCUCGAGCUUUCAGCCAAGAGAUCCCGAGUGGAGAAUGGGGAUGAGUCGCUCCUUAGCCUUGAGUCUGUGAAGCCUGGCUCUACUCAAGUUGCUUUUGUCAACAAUCACGGCGACAGCUCAUCUGGUUCCAUCAAUUGUGUGUGGGUCAACCUCUCGCCCAAUGUCAGGGGCCGGAUAGCAUUGAUGGAUCUCUCCGACGACAUUGGCCAAUUGCAAAAUGUUGAGAGUCGCUUUCGUAUUGGCUGUGCUUUGCAAGUGACUGUCAAGAACGUUGAUACUGCGUCUAACAGGCUCGACUUGACAGCUAGACAGACCGACUCAGACAAGGCUUUGACGAUUCAAGACCUCUCCCCCGGCAUGGUUCUGCCGGGAAGGGUCACGAAAAGCUCUGAGCGUUUCGUGACCGUUCAGCUUUCAGAGCAUCUGUCCGGAGUCGUACCGCUGGCCGAGUUGAGCGAUGAUUUCGACCAAACUAACCCCGGCUCAUUCCGCCGGCACGAUAUCGUUCGCGUAUGCGUUCUGGAAGUCGAUCAGCCCAACAAGAAAGUCUAUCUCAGCCUACGUCCGUCCAGAGCACUGAGCUCAAAUCUUCCAGUAAAAGAUCCUCAGAUAACAAGCGUCGCGCAGCUGAAGGCUGGUGACAUCGUCCGAGGCUUUGUCAAGCAAGUCGCCGACAAGGGAGUGUUUGUCUCUCUUGGCGCUCGUGCGGAUGCGCUUGUGCGAAUCGCGGAUUUGAGCGAUCAGUAUGUCAAAGACUGGAAGAGCAUCCUCCAAAUUGAUCAACUGGUCAGAGGUCGCGUGGUGUCGGUCGAUCCUGUCUCCAAGCACGUUCAGCUCAGUCUGAAGCCUUCGCAUCUAGACGAAAACUAUACACCACCGCUCACGAUCAAUGACAUCAAGAAGGAUAUGCAGGUCACUGGCAAAGUCAGAAAAGUCGAGGACUUCGGAGCAUUCAUCGAUAUCGAUAACACACAGCCGCGCCUCUCCGGAUUGUGUCAUAAGAGCGAGAUGGCUCAGCGACGCGAGGUGGAUCCCAAGAAGCUCUACAGUCCUGGUGAUGUCGUUAGAGCGAUAGUCUUGAAGGUAAACAAAGCAGACAAGAAGAUCAGCCUCGGUCUCAAGGCCAGCUACUUCAAAGACGAUGACAAAGACGCAUCCGAUCAGGAGAACAAGGAUGUAGAUAUCGAUAUGGACGCUACCGGCGGGGCGGAGCUUGAACUUGCACCAGAAGAUGGCUCAGAGGAGGGCGGCGUGGAUGUGGAGGCAUCGGACAGUGGUGACGAAGACACUCCUGCAGAUACCAUGGAUGUAGACGACGAGCCUGCGCCGAUGCCAAAAAGCGGCCUAAAGACUUCUGGCUUUGAUUGGAACGCGGACUCAUUUGAUGUGGACGCCGGGGCAGCGUCUGAAUCCGAGCAUGAGAUCAUGUCAAAGAAGAAGAAAAAGCGCAACCCCGAGGUUAAGGAGGAUAUGACUGGUGAUCUUGACAAAUGCGGCCCUCAAAGCGUGGAUGAUUUCGAGCGACAACUCCUGGGACAGCCCAAUGAUUCCGGACUUUGGAUCCAUUACAUGUCGUUUCAGCUGGGACUUUCAGAGAUCCAGAAGGCACGCGAUAUCGCAGAACGGGCCCUGCGUACGAUCCACAUCCGUGAAACUGAAGAGAAAGCAAACGUGUGGAUUGCCUGGUUGAACUUAGAAGUCGAGUAUGGCGACGACGAGUCGGUGGAAGAUGUCUUCAAGCGAGCCUGCGAAGUCCAGGAUCCCCUUGAGAUACACGAGAAGUUGGUCUCGAUCUACAUUGACUCCGGAAAAUAUGAUAAAGCUCAGGGCAUCUAUGAGCGCAUCCUAGGAAAGAAGGAGUUUCGGGCUGCACCGCAAGUUUGGCUCAACUAUGCUACAUUCUUGAUGGACAAGCUCAACACGCCGGAUGCUGCCCGAGCGUUGCUUGUGAAAGCAAUGCACUCUGUUCCAAAACCCGAGCAUCGACUAUUUGUCGCCAAAUUUGGUGCCCUGGAAUUCCGCUCACCAAACGGACUUCCUGAGCGCGGACGUACUGUGUUUGAAGAACUACUGGCUGUACACCCCGGCUGGUCGAGUGGAUGGGACAUGUUCGUUGAUCUGGAACGUUCCCGUCUUGCUUCGCACAAAGAGCCUGGGCAGGCAGACAAGGUGAGGUCAUUAUAUGAGCGCAUGGCGGCAAAACGGAUGAAGAAGCGUCGUGCAAAGUUCCUGUUCAAGAGAUGGCUGGAGUUUGAGGAGGGUCAAAAGGAUGCAAAGCAAGUGGAACGUGUCAAGGCACUUGCUAAGGAUUAUGUGGCAAAGUUGCAGUCAGCUGGCGAUGAUGGCGAGGAGUAA